Theobroma cacao (cacao) is the source of this 1899-nucleotide messenger RNA. Its product is annotated as 3-oxoacyl-[acyl-carrier-protein] synthase II, chloroplastic-like. The record is from RefSeq and is a predicted model, not a curated record. Gene Ontology annotation, cellular component: chloroplast stroma; mitochondrion. Gene Ontology annotation, molecular function: 3-oxoacyl-[acyl-carrier-protein] synthase activity. NCBI's taxonomy places the organism in Eukaryota, Viridiplantae, Streptophyta, Magnoliopsida, Malvales, Malvaceae. Gene Ontology annotation, biological process: fatty acid biosynthetic process.
GAACUCUCUCUAUCGUUGUCUGCGACUGUGGGGGCUUCAGGCCUUCUCAUUCCAUUCCUAGGUCGUUUCUGGGUUAUCAUCAACUUCUAUAUUUGGAGUUCGUUUGGGUUUAGCUGCUGGUUCUGAUCUGCUUGUUGUGUGAAUCAUUCAUUGAUUUCUUCCAUGGCUGCUUCUAUCCUUGCCUCUUCGCUUUGUACAGGGCUUGUUGCUAGUUAUACGCCUAGGCCUAACAGGAAGAACCACCCUGAAAGAUCUCCAAUGUUUCAACCUCCAAAGAAACAGAACCAGGGGCUCACUCCCAAGAAGCUUUCUUCAGAAAGCUGCGGCAGAAGUAAUUAAUGACGGUUGCCUUCUUUUUAAUUGAUUUUACUGCAGGCAUAUAUUUAUAGCUUCUAUCAGUGACUACUUUGUUAUGCUGUCAGGUGAAACAAUGGCUAUUUCUGUACAACCUGAAAACAAACUGACAACAGAGGAAAAGCCUCCAGGGCAGAAGCGGCGGGUUGUUGUGACAGGGAUUGGUAUUGUAACUGCGCUUGGUCAUGACUCGGAUAUGUUUUAUAACAAUCUUCUUCAAGGUAUUAGUGGAGUAAGUGAGAUAGAAAAUUUUGACUCUUCUCAGCUCCCAACGAAUAUUGGCGGAGAGAUCAAGUAUUUCUCGGCAGAUAGUGGGGUCUCAUCAAAGCUUGCAAAGAGGGCAGACAAGUUUAUGCUUUACCUUCUCACUGCUGGCAAGAAGGCUCUGGCAGAUGGUGGGAUUACAAAUGAAGUUAAUAGGGAGCUUAAUAAAAGUAGAUGUGGAAUCAUAAUUGGCACUGCACUCGGAGGUUUGAGGAUUUGCCAGGAAUGGAUUGAAACGAUGAUGACUCCAUCAAAGAUGCCAAAUCCUUUCAGUUUACCUCUGACAGCAACCAACAUGGGUUCCGCAACACUAGCAAUGGAUUUGGGUUGGAUGGGUCCAAACUACGUAAUCUCUGCAGCCUGUGCAACAAGUAAUAAUUGUAUACUUAGUGCGGCUGGUCAUAUUAUCGAGGGAGAGACAGAUAUAAUGCUUUGUGGUGGUUCUGAUGCAGGACUUCAUCCAAUAGGGUUGGGAGGUAUGGCAUCAUGCAGAGUUCUCUCACGGAGGAAUUGUGAUCCGACCAAAGCUUCACGCCCUUGGGACACUGAGCGUGAUGGAAUUGUCGUUGGAGAUGGAGCUGGGGUUUUGCUUAUGGAGGAGUUAGAACAUGCCAAGCAAAGAGGUGCAAAAGUUUAUGCGGAAUUUCUGGGCGGAAGCUUUGGUGCCGAUGCGUAUCACUUGACUCAGCCCCAUCCUACUGGGAAUGGAAUGGUUCUUUGUAUAGAGAAAGCAUUGGCUGAUGCUGGAGUGGCCAGAGAAGAUGUAAAUUACGUAAAUGCACAUGCUGCAUCUACACAAAUUGGUGAUCUCAGAGAAUUCCGAGCGUUAUUCCGUUGUUUUGGCAACAAUCCUGAGCUAAGAAUUAACUCUACCAAGUCCAUGACUGGCCACCUACUUGGAGCUACAGGUGCUGUGGAAGCUAUUGCAGCAAUUAAGGCAAUACAAACGGGCUGGAUCCAUCCAAACAUCAAUCUUGACAAUCCUGACAAAGGCGUGGACGUAAAUCUUCUUGUUGGCCCAACGAAGGAACGAUUAGAUGUUAAGGUAGCACUGUCUAACUCCUUUGCCUUCGGUGGACAGAACUCAUGUAUCUUGUUUGCGCCUUCCAAAUGAAUAGAAAGCAAUACAGUCAACAGAGCCAUUGAGCAUGAUUGCUUGGCAAAGAGCCCCCCCCGACCACUACACCAUCUCAGCUGCUGCCACCUUGCUUAUGAAAUGCCUACUCGACCAAAUAUUAAACUAGGGAAAAGGUUCAUGUUAGAUUAAUCAUUGUACUGAUG